GCCGCUUCCGGUCCGUCUCCAUAGUAACCGGCUCUCGGCCUCAGGCUCCGCAGAGAAGAUGCGGCCGGAGGUGAUCGCCGUUAAACUGGCCGAGCAGCCGCGGGCCCCGAAGCUGCUGCUACCUCUGCCCGAGGGCCUGCAGCAGGGCCCGGGCGGCGGAGUCCGGAUCUCCGCCCUGAAGGAGCUGAUUGCCGAGAAGCUGCCCGGAGCCGCGGCCGCUUCGGAGUUAAUGGAGCUCGUGUACUGCGGCCGGAAGCUGAAAGAUGAGCAGACGCUGGAUUUCUAUGGGAUUCAAGCUGGCUCCACAAUUCACGUCCUGAAGAAGUCCUGGCCAGAGCCAGAGCAGAAAACCGAGCCCGUGGACCAGGUAGCCGCAGCGCGGGAGUUCCGUGUACUCCAGGCAGCGUUGCAUGCCAGCCCUGCUUACAGGGAAGCGGUUUUCAAGAUGUUGGCCAACAAGGAAUCGCUGGAUCAGAUCAUUGUUGCUACCCCAGGUCUCAGCAAUGAUCCCAUUGCUUUAGGUGUGUUGCAAGACAAAGAUUUGUUUGUGCUCUUCACUGACCCAAGCCUACUGGACACGUUGAUUUCCUCUCACCCUGCACUGGUCAAUGCAAUGGUGUUGGUCCUGCACUCUGUGACCGGAGUGGCCCCUUCGCCGACUGCUGCUAGUAACUCGAGGAAUAUUCCAUCCAGUUCUUACAGUGAAGUACCAGGAGGAUUCCUCUUUGACGGGCUCUCUGACGAUGAGGAUGAAUUUCAGCAGGCCCGGGCCAAUGCUUCUUCGAGCAAUGCCUCCAGCUCGCGUCCGGCCACGCUGGGCUACAGCGGCUCAGUGGGACCUCGGCCGAUUACACAGAGCGAGUUGGCAACCGCGCUGGCCCUGGCCAGCACCCCGGAGAGCAGCGCCGCUACCCCGACUACAGGAACACAGGGCACAGCAUCGGGUCUGUCUCCAGUGAUGAACUCGGGGAUGCCAUCAACUGCCCCGAUCAGCCAUGAUAUAUUCAGCCAGGCUCUGCAGCAGGCUCUGCAAGCCUCCAACAUCUCGGCACUUCAGAACCAAUGGCAGCCGCAACUCCAGCAGCUGAGGGACAUGGGGAUUCAGGACAGCGAGCUGAGCCUGCGAGCUCUGCAAGCCACUGGAGGGGACAUCCAAGCUGCUCUGGAACUCAUAUUUGCCGGAGGAGCCCUUUAGCUUUGCUGGACAGUACCUGAGGAGCUCUUACCCAACAGAAGAAGGAGUAGUGUGUGCAUGGCAGAAUAUUUAACUCUACAGACUAUUUGUUUUAAAGGGAACUUUCACUGUGGGCAGAGUACUGGGACUGGUAAGUACUUGCAUCCUACAGGUCUCUGGGAUAUUUCUACUUGGAGAGUGAAGUGGGCACCAGUUUGUUUUAAAAAUGCCCAUUUCAAGAGCCCUUGUGACCAGCAUUGGUUCUGCUAAACUGAGGAGCAGGGGAUAUGCUUCUGACAUGGGCCAUGCAUUGUAUUUUGAGGCUACUUUCUGUGUUAGAAGAUGGGGAUGGAUUUCCUAAAGCAGUGAGGGGGGCGGUGGGGGUGUGGCUGCCUGGCCUGUUGUCAAGAUAAGCGAUUAGUUAUGGGCUGUAGACCGCUGGCAUCACUAUUUCGUAUUAAUGAGCAGCAAAUCGUGCCACGCUUGAUAAAUAUUGAAAUACCCAGGCACCAUGUCAGUUUCCCUAUCUUUAGAGCACCAUCAGUUUGGGUUAGAGGAGUCCCCUGUCAAUGGGAAUCUAUUUAAAACCAGAUGCUACCACACGACCGCAAUAAAAAGUGGAGGUGCUUGGAACUUGUCUUGAGUCAGCACUUGCCAUUCCUGUAACCCACAGCUUUACUCCAAAGUUCCUCUUUAAAAUGCAUCGAUUUAAAAGUAAAACAUAGAGCGUUUCUUACUGGAGUGUUUGUUAAAAUUCUGACCUGCUGUGACGUUGACGAGGGCUGAAGUUUGAAUUUGGGAGCUUGUUUUGGGUUGGGUGGGUGCAUGGGGCAGUUGUAAUAAUGUGGUUCAAUCUGCCUUGGAGAGCAUGAAUGGAUUCAGAAAAUUUCCACAACAAUUUCCUUGUUUUUAAACUGACAAUGGUACUGGAAGCUCCUAGCACUUGUGCCUAGCUCGCCUGCCCUUGCAAACCGGCGAGUUUACUUGGAAGCUGCCAGCUGAUGCAUGGGACCCACCCACCAGCUGCUGAUGCCACAGUCCGCUGCUACCCAACGACUGUUUCCUUGUGUGGGCUGGUGUUACAUUACGUGUAGCUUAGAUGCACCUGAGAUGAUCUUCAUUUGCCCUGAAGUUUUCUGCAAUGGUCAUUAUGAAACCCUGUUGCCCUUGGGGACUUUAACAGCUGAGCUUCCCAAAUAGCUGCUUAAGAUAAUGAUUGCCGGGCUAACAUAAUUAUUGUGUGCUGUUACUUUGCAAGUACAUAAACCAUUAAAUUUUACUCUAAUA
Messenger RNA from Carcharodon carcharias (great white shark), 2461 nucleotides. RefSeq names its product ubiquitin-like 7a (bone marrow stromal cell-derived) (gene ubl7a). Gene Ontology annotation, molecular function: polyubiquitin modification-dependent protein binding. Lineage: Eukaryota; Metazoa; Chordata; Chondrichthyes; Lamniformes; Lamnidae. The transcript has 10 exons. Gene Ontology annotation, cellular component: cytosol. The record is from RefSeq and is a predicted model, not a curated record. Gene Ontology annotation, biological process: ubiquitin-dependent protein catabolic process. The coding region runs from base 59 to 1195 and encodes 378 amino acids.